AGUCCGGACCCCGCUAACUCUUCAUACACUGACAGAGCAAACAAAGGCGACCGGCAAGGACAUCGCAGAUCACCACGCUCAUGAGGUAAAUUGGCCAAUGCACCCGCCCAAGCAAGUGGGAGAAGUCGGUGGAUUUGGGCGAGACAAACCCGGGAUAACCGGGAUGAAGCAAAGCCGAGGUCGGUGCUUCUGGUACUUGGAGAUUGAUCUGAUGACAACUCCCCCAGCCUAGUGAGAUGUGAUGGAUUUCCGAGGCAAAAAGUAUGAGCGAGGAAGUAACUGGUCAGAUCCUGAGGUGGUGGAGUUGCUGCAGCUUUGGGCUGAUGAAUCUGUUCAGAUGGAGUUGGAGAGUUGCCUGAGGAACCAGCAUGUCUUCAACAGGAUAGCUGAAGUCUUGAGGGAAAAAGGUAUCCACAGAACAGGAGACCAGUGUCGGGAGAAGAUCAAAAAGAUGAAACUUGAAUACAGAAGAAUUAAGGAUAACAACAAAAUCUGUAGGGGUGGCAGAACCUGGAAGUUCUUUGAGGUGAUGGAUAGAGUGCUGUCCAACAGACCAAAUAUUUGUUAUAGUACUGUAGGUAACACAGUGAUAACACAACAGAUACCACCAGGUAUUCUGGCAGCAGGAGAUGGGUACAUUCAUCAUCAUCACCACCAUCAUCUGACUUCUCCUCCACUUGGUAUUUCUCAUUCACAUCAUCCUCAGGAACUAAUGGAUAUUAAAUGUGAAGAAGUGGAUUCAGAUGAGCACAGUGAGACACCUGAACCACCCCCCUCUCUUGUACUCCAGCAGAGUGGAGAUGAUCAUGGAAUGGAUGGGAGUCUGUUGGAAGGAGGACAACAUGAUGGGUCAUCAGCUAUUAGGGUGGAUGUUCCAACAGAGAAUACCAUUUCUCCAUCAGACUAUGUCAAUCCAAAUAUAGGUGGCAGCUCUUCUGGAAUGCACACUUCAGGGCCUGCAUUUUCUACCCUUCACAGACUUCGCCGGAAAAGGAAGCCACCCCGGGUGAAGGAUCCCUUAGAUGACAUUCUUCUCAAAUUUCUAACAGCACAGAGAGUAGUGGAGGAACGUUUCCUACAAAUGGAGGAACGCAGAAUGCAACGGGACAUGGAACUAGAAGAUAGGCGGAUGCAAUUGGAACAGCGUCGGAUGGAACUGGAAAGGGAGCACGAGUACAGAAUGUUCACAAUAUUUGCUCAGAUGGUGAAUGCACUUCGACAUGGUGGCUCCAUACAGACUUUGGGCUUGGACCUCGGCCAGGUCUUUUCACAGCCUUCUGAUCAAGCCACUGAAACAGUUGGUGGCCCAAGCUGGGCUUCCACCUCUAAAGAUGGUAGCAGCAGAGUGCUGCAGCAUCAGAACAAACCUUUACCUAAUGGAUUGAGAGAUGUUGUGGCUCAUGCAGAACUGAAUCCAACAUUCCAGCACCUUCAGUCAAGUAUUUAUCUAUCAAAAAGAGGAAAUGAAAUUAAUAAUUUUAGUGCAACAUUUCAGAAAGAUUAUGCCGCCUAUCAUGCAGAUAAGUACGAUGAAGAUAAAAAUCCUAAUGGCAUUAUUAAUCUGGGAACCAGUGAAAACAAGCUGUGCUUUGAUCUGCUUUCCAAAAGGUUGACGCAGACUGACGUAAUUCAGAUAGACCUGCCACUCUUGGAAUAUCCAAACUGGAAAGGACAAGAGUUCCUCCGAAUGGAAGUUGGAAAGUUUUUGACGCAUCACUGUAAGGCACCUGUGUACCUCAAGCCCGACAACAUAGUGGUGGUUAAUGGUUGUGGAUCUCUCUUUUCUUCAUUAUCUGCUGUGCUCUGUGAUCCUGGAGACAGAAUUCUACUACCCACUCCAUACUAUGGUGUUAUCAAGGAUGAUAUUUUUCUCUACAGCAAAGUCAAACCACUGCUUGUGCAUUUGGAGAGCAAAGUGACUGAUGGUGACACACGUCCAUUUCAACUAACAGUGGGAAAGCUUAAGAAAUCAAUGGAAACUGCACAGCUCCAGGGUAAGAGAGUUACGGCCAUGAUUCUAACAAAUCCUCACAAUCCCCUGGGUGAUAUUUAUUCGGCAACAGAAAUGAAAGAAUUUCUUGAAUUUGCUAAAAGAUACAAAUUGCAUGUAAUUGUGGAUGAAGUGUUCAUGCUUUCGGUAUUUGAUGAUGUGAAUUCAUUCCAAAGUGUCCUCAGCUUUGACAAGCUUCCUGAUCCACAGAGAACUCAUGUUAUGUGGGAAAUUAGCAAGGAUUUUGCAGCCAGUGGACUUCACAUCAGUACCCUGCACACUGAGAAUGCAGACGUUAUUAGUGCCCUUGGCCGACUUUCAUGCUUCCAUGGUGUUCCAGGUCCCACACAACGUAUAGUAACACAAUUACUGAAAGACCAAGAUUGGUUCAAUCAUGUUUUCUUGCCAACGAAUCGAGCCAGAUUAAAAACUGCCCACAAGUGUAUGACGAAUGAACUAAUAGCAAUGGACAUUCCAUUCCUGAACCGGCGUGCCGGCCUUUAUAUCUGGGCUGAUCUUAGAAAGUACUUAAAGAACCCAACAUUUGAAGAAGAAACAAAACUAUGGAAGCGAUUUCUUAAUAAUAAAAUCCUUCUCAGCAGUGGGAGGUCAUUUGGAUGUUGUGAACCUGGAUGGUUCAGCAUUGCAUUUGCUGACAAAACCAAUUGGCUACAAUUAGGAAUGCACAGACUUAGGAAGGUCCUAGAGGAGCAAGAUUCAGUAAUCCAGUCUAUUGAAAAAGAGCCUAAUUCUGAUUCUGAGAAUAGAACCAAAAUUGCUGAAGAUGUCAUAGAAGUUGGUGUUCAGCCAUCUCAAGCAGACCCUGCUCUCGAUGGUCUGAUUGGACUUCUUCGUGAACAGAUUCGAACAACUGACUGGUUACAAAGAAACACUGCUGAACAGUUUGCUCAAGAGAAUCCUGAAGUCCAUGAAGUUUUCUGCAAGCUUGCAGAGAAAUAAUCUGUCUUGUAAUUUACAGAAAUGCGUUAAUGAGAAUGUAUUAGUCAUUAAUUUCAGGGACUGAUAAGCUGGAAACAUAACACUGAAUUGGUACUAUAGAACUCUGCUGGUAAUUUUAACUUUUAUCUUUUUUUUACUUAUUUCUAGUUUUAUCUGUACACAAAGCCACACUUCCCAUUCUAAGGGAAUUUAUGACUUGAUGCGUUGAGAAAUGUCACUUUCAUGGGACUGCAGCACCAUCAAGACUUGCAAUUUCAUUAAUUGAUUAAAUUGGGGCAGAAGUGACCAAAUACAGGACAAGGACACCAAAAGAUCUACUUCCUUCUGUCACACAAUUAAACAAUAAUGUAGAAUCCAUUGCACUAUCCCCUUAAUAAUGAGGACAUCAGCUCAUUUAUUUUAUACAGGCUGCAAAUAAACUAAAUCCAUAGAAACCAUAUCAGCCUUUUAUUGUGAAUGAAACUACUUGAUAGGUCUCAUUUGGGUUUUUAAAAUGUUGGUUCAGAUAUUGUCAACUGCUUUCUUUGCAAUGUUAUUCGUGACUAUCAGGAGCCACAGUUGAUUUUUUAGUUGUCACUUUUUUGUGUAUUUUAGGAGAGGAGAAAGGACUUGCUCAUGAAUCCAAGGCAGAUGUUUUUAAAUCUCAUCAAAUGUAAAAUGAAACGUUCUAAUGUACAGUCCAUUUAGACUAAUGUGUAUUUAGGGCAAUAAAAUUGUGAAGCUGAACAUAGCAGAAAAUAGUGUAAAUAUAAAAAUAAUCUGCAGCAGACUGAUGAGCACUUGAAAAAAUAAAAACGGGUGGGUGAAGCCCUGCUACCAAAAAUUAGAUUUUGACAAAGGGCUGCACCUGAAACAGAACAAAUUUUCUUUGUUGCAGAUUGUGCAUUUCUACUAUCUUCUGAUUUUGUUCAAAAUUUCUGGUACUUUUAACUCCACAAGGGAAUCCACAUCCAUUGUGCAAGGGGCUGCAAGUUUGUCCAAAGCUUUGAUUAACUCAUUCAUAUUUUGAAAGCUCACCAGUCAAAUUAAAUUCCUGAUUCAAGGAUACAGUUAAUAAUGUCCUUGGAAGAUCAAAGCUCUCAUCUGUGAACAAGUAAGAACAUAAGCAAUGAAGUCUGCCAUAAAAUUCACAUGUGGGAAUGAUUGUACAUAAUCUAUGACUGCCAGAGCAUGCUGUUCUCGUGAGUGAAGUAAAAAGCUGGCUCCAGCCAUUUAAAAAAUAUUACAUGUGCUUUCCAUUUGUUUUAAAUGAUAAUAAAUUGUUGAAGAAAAAGAAAGAACAAUGAAUGGGAAUGCACAUUAUAUGACUGUACACAUGGCAUUAGGAAGACUUUCAACUCCUUCAACUAAACCACAGUAAAAGAAAGAGGAGGAUGCUGUAAAAGGAUUUCUACACCAUUCAAGUGUUUUGAGUAUGUCUCAGCAAAUCAUCUUUAGUAUUCCUGUUUGAUGCCCUAUUAAAAAUUAUUUUUUAGUUGAAAUACAUUGAGUUUUUGUGGGCAUUUUGAACGUUAGGAUGGUUAGAUGGUUUGUAGUUAUUCCUUCAGAAGAUAUUUCAUACCAUGAUAAAAUUAUAUUGUGUUUACAUUGAAAACAUUAUUCAGAAAGAAUACUAGAUGCUUCAGAUUUUGUACAUCCUAUUUAUUAAAUUUACAUCACUUUUAAUUGCAUUUAAUGCCAAAUUAAUUUAAAUAUGUGGCGGUGUUUGUGCAUCCUACUUGUCCUUUCUCGUGGCAACUCAUUUUUAGGAGGAAUAUAGUUUUUGUCAUUUGAAUGAAUACUGCUUCUCUUCUGAGGGAAUUUUUUUUUAAAUCUGGAGUUCCAUGCUUUUACAUUGGGAAGGGUUUCUAAUUUGAUGGCUGCCAUUGGUUAUGAUUUUUGAGUGCUUAAAGUUAAAGUUAUCUGUUGAAGAUGUGAAUGCUAAAUGAUCUUCCAGUUGAAGAAGCUUCCUGAAAUUGUUACAACUAUGGAAAAACCUCAGAAUUAUCAUUAUUGACCAAUGUGUUUUUUGCCUCCCUAAUUGGAUAAAAUAGAUAAAAGUUUAAAUAUUUUGACAUUGGUCAAUACAUCAUCAGAAACCUUCACCACAAACAUUACCAGUCUUUUUUAGAGGAAGAGAGCACACUAAUUCCAGCCUUGGGAUAAAAAUUAAAAGGGGAAUAAAUUACAAGAGCUAUGAGGAGACAGAAGUUGGACUAAUUGGAUAAAUGUGCCAAAUAGCUUGCACAUGUAUGAUGGGCUAAAUAGCUGUAUCACUGCAUGAUCAUUUUCUAUUUCAGACUGUGACUAUUUAUGUGAGUUAUUUUUCUCUCUAAAAGUUUAAUCAGUCUCAAACAUGGGAUUUAUCAAGGUUCACUGAAUAAAACUAAACUGAAUAGUUAAACAGGUCUACUUCCUGUUACAUCCUGCUACCUUCAUAAUUUGUCAGCUCACUGCUAAAUUUAACUUGUGUGGCAGAGAGGACCAAUGUUUUGAUGGAAUACCUUUCACAGUAUUUGGACUGAGUUCUGUUGUAUUGUUAUUUGGCAGUGUGACUUGUGAUGCUGGUUUUGUGUGGUUAAUUAAAUUGGCAGUUUCAUGGAAACACUUUUAGGGAAUAUUGAGUGUCUUGACGUCACUGAAAUGAAAUGUGCAUAUAUCUGAUUUUGUAAAUAUGAUUGUAUUCCUGUUGUCCAAAAAGAAUGAGGAACCAUGGUUGAUUUUGGGGGGAAAAUUAAAAGAAAAAAGGAACAUUUUAAAAAAAAGUAUGUAGUUCCUUAUUGACAAGCAUUUGUCAAUUUUCCAUUUUAAAAUGAAAUAUAAUGAUAGUAUUUCCCCGUCUGGUUCACACUUAAGUUCUAGCAGGUGAUUAAAUUACUAGAAAGGCAAAAUAGCACAGAUGCUGGAAAUCUGAAAUAAAACAGAGCAAAAAAUUGCUGAAGAUAGCAGGUCAGGCAGCAUCCAUAAAGAGAGAACAACAUUGGAGUCAUUAAUCUGAAAUGUUAAUUCUACUUCUCUCCCCACAGAGUCUGCCUGACCUGAGUAUUUCCAGCAUAUCUUGUUUUAGAUCAAACUACUAGGUUUUUCAUUUCCUUCAGUACUGAAAGUACUGUGGAACUCUGUUACGUGAGUACUUUGUAUUGGUCUGCCUUUAAUUUUGCUUUCUUCCAGUAAUGGCUAGUGUUUCAAUCAAUGGCUGUCAUUAUCCAUGAGGCACAAAUGUAAUAUGUCAAUUGUUAUCUUAGAACAUUGUCACAAGGACUAGGUCACCAUGUGGCCUAGAUGCCUGAAGCUAAUAUAUGUAGAAGUAAGAUUUAAUUGUCUGUUUGUGUUAUGAAACCCAAAUGGGAUGGGGAAGGCAAAUAAAUUUCAUAUAAAAUAUGUUGGAUCCAAUGCUGUACAAUAUUGAUUCAAUGUGAUAUACAUUUAGUGUUUAAGCAGUUUUAAACAUGCCACUUGUUAAUAUAUUGAUUAUGUAAAAUAGUUUUUAUUUUGAACUCUUUAUUCAUAUGUCCAGUAAAAUUAUGUUA
Messenger RNA from Pristis pectinata (smalltooth sawfish), 6459 nucleotides. RefSeq names its product 1-aminocyclopropane-1-carboxylate synthase homolog (Arabidopsis)(non-functional) (gene accs). The transcript has 16 exons. NCBI's taxonomy places the organism in Eukaryota, Metazoa, Chordata, Chondrichthyes, Rhinopristiformes, Pristidae. Gene Ontology annotation, molecular function: pyridoxal phosphate binding; transaminase activity. The record is from RefSeq and is a predicted model, not a curated record. Gene Ontology annotation, biological process: biosynthetic process; amino acid metabolic process. Bases 242 to 2950 code for a protein of 902 amino acids.